AUGUCAGAACUUUUGGAUUCCAUUCAACCUUAUUUGACCAAAUGGUACGUGGUGAUCUCGGCUCUUUUGGUGUCGUUCUUUAUUGCCCACAAGAUUUCCGUCGCCAGAUUUAAGGCCACCCACAAUUGUGCUGCUUCGCCUGAAUACUACAAAGUAAACUGGUUCUCGCUUCCUCUUCUUUAUCGUCUUAUUCAGGUCAAAAGAGAGGGACGCCUUUUGGACUUUGCCCAGAAAAUUUAUGACGAUGUAAAGGCAUUGACCUUUGUCAUCAAAAUUGUUGGUGUUCCCGUAAUUAUCACCAGAGACCCUGAAAAUAUGAAAGCCGUUUUAGCUACCCAAUUUAAUGAUUUUGCCUUGGGAACCAGACACGCUCACUUUAAGCCUUUGUUGGGAGAUGGUAUCUUCACUCUUGAUGGUAAUGGAUGGAAACAAUCAAGAUCAAUGUUGAGACCUCAAUUCUCCAGAGAACAAGUUGCCCAUGUCCAGGCUUUGGAGCCACACUUGCAGAGAUUGGCGAAGCACAUCAGACUCGCUGACGGGGAAACCAUCAACAUUCAAGACUUGUUCUUCAAGUUGACUGUCGACACUGCCACCGAGUUUUUGUUUGGACAAUCCGUGUACAGCUUAAAGGAUGCUGCUAUCAACGACCCUCCCACUGAGGACUUUGAUGGUAGAAGCAGCUUUGCUAACUCGUUCAACACCGCCCAGACUUAUUUGGGUACCCGUGCUUACUUGCAAAUGUUCUACUUUAUUGUCAACAACUCUGACUUCCGAAAGUGUUGCAACCAAGUGCACGAUUUCACUAGAUUCUACGUCCAAAAGGGCUUGGACAUGACUCCAGAAGAACUUGAAAAGAAGAGUGAGAAUGGCUAUGUCUUCCUUUACGAAUUGGUCAAACAAACUAGGGACCCAAAGGUUUUGCAAGAUCAAUUGUUGAACAUUUUGUUAGCUGGUAGAGAUACCACUGCUGGCUUGUUGUCAUUCACCUUCUUCGAGUUGGCCAGACACCCUAGGGUGUUCAACAAGUUGAAGGAGGAGAUCUACGAAGCAUUUGGAAAGGGAGAUGAUGCUCGGGUUUCAGAAAUCACAUUUGAGUCCUUGAAAAAGUGUGAGUACUUGAAAUGGGUCAUGAACGAAAUGUUGAGAUUGUACCCAUCUGUGCCCGUCAACUUUAGAGUUGCUACCAAGAGGACAACGUUGCCUCGUGGAGGUGGACCAGACGGUAAUUCUCCUAUCUACGUUGGUAAAGGAACCACAGUGGCCUACUCGGUGUACUCCACUCACAGAAUGGAAGAGUACUACGGUAAGGAUGCUGAUGAGUUUAAACCAGAAAGAUGGGCCGAAUCUCGUAAAUUGGGAUGGGCUUACGUUCCUUUUAACGGUGGUCCAAGAAUCUGUUUGGGUCAGCAGUUUGCCUUGACUGAAGCUUCCUACAUUGUAACUAGAUUGUUGCAGAUGUUUGACAAGUUGGAGCUCCAUGACGACAGACCUUACCCACCGGCUAAGUCGGUCCAUUUGACCAUGUGUCACCAAGAUGGUGUCUACGUUAGUUUGUCAUAA
Messenger RNA from Meyerozyma guilliermondii ATCC 6260, 1560 nucleotides. Its product is annotated as cytochrome P450. Lineage: Eukaryota; Fungi; Ascomycota; Pichiomycetes; Serinales; Debaryomycetaceae. The record is from RefSeq and is a predicted model, not a curated record. Bases 1 to 1560 code for a protein of 519 amino acids. Gene Ontology annotation, molecular function: oxidoreductase activity, acting on paired donors, with incorporation or reduction of molecular oxygen, reduced flavin or flavoprotein as one donor, and incorporation of one atom of oxygen; iron ion binding; heme binding. The transcript has a single exon.